Messenger RNA from Suillus subaureus, 776 nucleotides. Its product is annotated as Alpha/Beta hydrolase protein. NCBI's taxonomy places the organism in Eukaryota, Fungi, Basidiomycota, Agaricomycetes, Boletales, Suillaceae. The record is from RefSeq and is a predicted model, not a curated record. The coding region runs from base 177 to 611 and encodes 144 amino acids. The transcript has 4 exons.
AGACCAGACUGUACCCUUUUCGGGUUCUGGAAUAUUGAUGGUGCCAUUCAAGUGAUGCGAGAAGAAAAAUCCCUGGAAAGCACCCCUUUUGUCGACGCGCGAAAUUCGGGUCAUUGGCAUUGGAACCGAGCUGCAUCGUAUACAUAAGACCCUCUUUACGAUUUCUUCUGCACAAGAUGAAACGACUCGCGUCAGCUACGUUUUUGGCUUUUCUUGCGCUGUCCCGCCCAAUCUAUUGCACAUCUCGGAGGCAACAGGUCUUCCAACAUCUUGCACCGUUCGUGAAGUUGGAUGAUUGGAUAUUCACCGGCAUAUUCUUUGACGAUACGGCACAGUUCUUGGGUAUUCCGUUUGCUCAACCCCCCGUCGGGAGCCUUCGCUUUCAGGUCCCUCAGCCAUUGGCUCCUUAUGAAGGUGAACACAGUGCAGCUGACUAUGGUCCGGCCUGCCCCCAACAGGGGUCAUCAACUAAGAGAGGAAUUAUUCCGUCAAGUGAAGAUUGUCUUACGUUAAAUGUCUUCACUCCUGCUGACAUGUUCCCUGGGUCGAAACUGCCCGUGAUCGUGUACGUAUUUGGAGGUGGUUUCGAGACAGGUAAUAGUCGAUCGUAAGUUAUUCGGCAUCCUGGUGUAUUACGCAAGUAGUACCCAUUUGCUGGUAACUCACUGCUCGAGUGUCUUACUUACCCUGUAGAGACAUAUUAAUGGAAUAACCUUAUCCAGCAUGUCAAUAUUUGCCUAACGAGAGUAAGUAAUGUAUGUACGAUAAAAGUUCGC